AUGUUCCCAUACAGCUCGUUUACUCGCGGCGAGGCCACUCCGCGCGACCCCGCUGGCGCACGCACGCCUGUGCGCACACGCACACCCGUCCACCGCGAAGAAAGCCCCACUAUCGCAGACACAGCUGCCCCUAUUGCGGCUGUCAAGGCUAUGGAUGAGCGGCCCCCGACUCCCGACUACAAGAAGGCGCAGUAUUUGAACAUGAGCAGCAUGUCGAGCUGGUAG
Cutaneotrichosporon cavernicola is the source of this 225-nucleotide messenger RNA. RefSeq lists its product as uncharacterized. Lineage: Eukaryota; Fungi; Basidiomycota; Tremellomycetes; Trichosporonales; Trichosporonaceae. The record is from RefSeq and is a predicted model, not a curated record. The transcript has 2 exons. The coding region runs from base 1 to 225 and encodes 74 amino acids.